UCUUCUCACCUAAAGUGUCUGGGGGAUGUGAAUUUUCAAGGCCAAAGAGCGAAGACCCGAAGUUUGACUUUCCUUUGUGAAUCAUCGUGUCACUUCGAGAAAAGUGGAGACCUGGACCUUUUCUUGUUUUAACUUUAUCGCCCUGCAAAAUUGAAAGUAAACAGGAUGAAAGAGCUCUACAAUACCUUACCUUUACCAGAUGAUCGCCCUGUUACUGCCCUGUGUGUCGUAGAAGAUCCUUCUAAAUGUCCUCAAGGUUAUACAGUUGUAGCAAAAUCGCACGAUCAAGAUUUAGAUGCAGAUUUAUGGAAAGAUGGAUUUUUCGGCAAAAGAAUCACGCGAUAUCUGUGCUUGUCAAAAACAGAAGGCCCUUCUGGUUUUGUCAUCGACUCUCUGUGUGUCAUCAAUGACAAAGAUGCCCCUCCCAAUGGUUAUGUCUUGUUGUCAAAAACAUACGGAACAGAACAACGAGCUUGGAGAAAACGCCAAUUAACAUACAGGCUCAGUGAAAGCAGCUCAGUCUUUCUUGCCAUCACUGAUAUUAUAAUUCUCAGUAAAUCUAAGAAAGCCCCAGAAGGUUUCACCAUGGGUGGAGAAAUAAAUGGACUGGUGUUAUGUUACAAAUCAGCACCAUUACCAGCAAAUCCAACGUUAACUAGGGUUUUGCCACCUCUUCCAUCAGUCAACUUGAAAUCCAUCCCUACCUCCGAUUACACAUCUUCUGGCUCAACAACUUCACCUACCCCCUAUCCUAUACAUUCUUCCAACAUCAACCCUAUUAAAUCUCCAGUAAGACCAGCCCCACUUCCACCCCAGACAAAUUCCAAUCCUUCCUCUAAUGACAACACAGUUGAGAAAAAUCAUUUUAUUGUCAUAUCUACAUCUACACUGUCAGGUUUCACAGGCUUGGAAGGGGUUCCGUUUACAUUGGGACCCAGAGUACGAAAUGGAAUGAACCCGUCAAAAUCGAAUGGGGGUAUUAAUCUCCAAAAAUCAGCUCAAGAAAUUAACGCCGAGUAUCAGUAUUCAUUUGCUACAGAAAGAGAAGCUUUGUUACGAUUGUGACCUAACUUUUUUCAGCCCGUUAGCAAUUUCAAAUACCUCUUCCAGACUCUCUUUCGCGUUUUCCUUUGUUCUAUUCAGUGAUAAUAACAUAUUAGUUUUUGUUUCCAUUCGCUAUUCGCGUAGAAAUAACCAAAAUCGUGAAGGGUUCUAGCUUUCAGACCUCUUUCAUAUAGCUGGACUUUGACGCAAGUCCACCCAUAACUCCUGGUCUUUGCUUCAUUUAUUGAUGAAAACCUUGUUCUAUGUUUUUCCGCCUCUGUUCUUAAAUCCCUAUAGUCUCCGAAUUUGUUUCUAAACUCUCGUACACGUACUAAACGAUAUGUUUGCGACCUAGAACAGUUGUGUUAUUCGCUGUCUAUUCUAGAAUUUCGCUAACAUGCGUAAUUGCCAAAUUUUUCUUGCCUCGGUAAGGAAUGCACAUUUUACGAUUUGGAUGUCUAUUGCAACCGCCCAAAAUAGUGUUGGCUCGUUUGCCCGACUUUUGUUGCACAUUGUUCUUGUCUAGAAAUGUCAUGCCACAAUUGUGCAACCUCAAUACAACUCUUGUUCGAUUGA
Daphnia carinata is the source of this 1620-nucleotide messenger RNA. RefSeq names its product multivesicular body subunit 12B-like (gene Mvb12). The record is from RefSeq and is a predicted model, not a curated record. Gene Ontology annotation, biological process: virus maturation; viral budding; regulation of epidermal growth factor receptor signaling pathway. The transcript is spliced from 3 exons. Gene Ontology annotation, cellular component: ESCRT I complex; late endosome. The coding region runs from base 166 to 1065 and encodes 299 amino acids. NCBI's taxonomy places the organism in Eukaryota, Metazoa, Arthropoda, Branchiopoda, Diplostraca, Daphniidae.